Danaus plexippus (monarch butterfly) is the source of this 357-nucleotide messenger RNA. RefSeq names its product small integral membrane protein 4 (gene sloth1). The record is from RefSeq and is a predicted model, not a curated record. Lineage: Eukaryota; Metazoa; Arthropoda; Insecta; Lepidoptera; Nymphalidae. The coding region runs from base 139 to 357 and encodes 72 amino acids. The transcript has a single exon.
CUUUAUUACUGUAUGUGUUAUGAAAUUUCUAUUUGAGGUUACAUAAAUGUUUUCAAUAAUAAGGAGAAAUAUAUAUAUGUGUGACGUGACAAUCGCAUUUAAUAAUUAAUUAUAAAUUAUGCACUAGAUUUCGUUGAAAUGAAAAUUGGCUGGAUUCAGAAAGUCGUUGACAAAUGGCCAGGCAAGAGAAUAUUUGGGAUGUAUAGAUUCCUUCCCAUGUUCUUUGUAUUGGGAGCAGCAUUAGAAUAUUCUAUGAUAAACUGGAAAGUAGGUGAAAUAAGCUUUUAUAAUACUUUUAAGAAGCGUCAAGCCAAGGAUAUUGUUGAAGAAAAAAUAAGGAAAUACUCAGCUGUUUAA